Phymastichus coffea is the source of this 1266-nucleotide messenger RNA. RefSeq lists its product as uncharacterized. The record is from RefSeq and is a predicted model, not a curated record. Bases 632 to 1204 code for a protein of 190 amino acids. The transcript is spliced from 5 exons. Lineage: Eukaryota; Metazoa; Arthropoda; Insecta; Hymenoptera; Eulophidae.
CCCGAUAGAGUAGAGCUCCGUCGUGAGAUAGCCGAGAAAACGGGAUAAUCAAGUGACUGCAGUGGAAAUGACAGCGCACGCGAAAUCGGUGCUUUUACAUAAGAUUUAUGUUGCUUCUGUAAUCAGGCUAAGAUGAAGUCCUAUAGGUCACUUCGUUAAAUACGAUGAAGUUUCUAGAUGGUCUUAGGCCCUCAAUGGUACAAAUAUUUCACAUAUUGUGCGGAUGAAGAAAUAUUUAUAAAUGUCUUAUUUGUUUCAAAAAACUACUGUAUAGGACGUUGAUCAUAGAUGGCAAUAUAAAAGACUCGAUAGAAAAGAAAGAACUUGUGUUCGUGAAAAAUAAAUCAUUAUGGGCUAUUCAUUUGAGAUUCGGUUUUUCUUUCACUAUUAUGUGCAUAUACUCAGUGGUAAUAUUUUCAACGAAAUCUAAAAUGGAGACAAUUUGUAUACUCAAACUCUCGAAUUAUUUAGCAUUUGAUUUGGUCUUUGUUAAAUGAACUUUAGAAACCUACUCUAUUUGGCUUUUCACUUUGCAAUACUAGUUAUUUUGAACAUUUUUUUGAUUUAUUUUUACGUGCGCGUGAUGGCUUCGAAGAAGAAAGAAAGUCAAGAACACAAAUAAGAGAACGUGAUGUUAUUUCAAUUAAUUACCAUUGCUGUCCUACCUUGGAUCAGCAUUGGUCUUCAUAUACUCUACACGCUGGAAGUUAACCCCGCUGAUUAUUCAUGUAAUCAUCAAAAGCAAAUCAAAGGAAAUCCUACAACAGUGUUUGAAUUUGCAACUAGCUCCCAUGCAUUAGAAAAGUUCAUGCCAUGGUUGACAAGGUUUAAAGAAGCUGAUAAUCGACCAGUAUCGAUAAGAAAAUCCUACACAGGUUGGAUGAUAUUGCCUAUUUUAGGAGAAAUACGAUUCCAUGCCAAGCUCCUUGAUUACAGGCCAGGGAAACUCUUUGAUCUUGAAUUUUCUGACGACUUGUUGAGGCAAAGAAUCAUUAUUCAAACACGCAGUUACCACGAUCGAACUCUCUUACAAACUACUAUUCACUUCCGCCGUAAUUCAUUACUCUACCAUUGCACUAUCGGAUAUAUUUUACGAGUUUAUAUGAAAUAUCAACUUGAGAAAUCAAUGAAGAAUCUGACUGUAACUGUGGAAAGUUUAGGCGAUUCUAACAAGAUUCCUAAUUUUUCAAGAAAACAUUUGUAACAAUCCGUGCGAAGAUGAACGAUAAUAUUUGUUCUUGUUUUUAAUUAAAUAUGACUGCAGUU